Molecule: messenger RNA, 2512 nt
Organism: Tripterygium wilfordii
Lineage: Eukaryota; Viridiplantae; Streptophyta; Magnoliopsida; Celastrales; Celastraceae
Exons: 8
Coding region: 95-2278 (727 amino acids)
Cellular component (GO): nucleus
Molecular function (GO): zinc ion binding
Source: RefSeq, a predicted model, not a curated record
UCGACCGCAGCUGAUCGAACAAGUCCUUUGCUCAUAUUUAGCUUUCCGUUUCCCUUGCAACAAUCGAAAGAGUUUCUGUUGCAAUCACAGACGAAUGGCGGAAGAUUCUGAGAAGCGAUUUCACUCGAUCAUGGACAAGCUAUUUCAUGCCCCUAAAACCAUCCAGACCUCCUCCUUCUCGUCCUCCAGUGUCUCUGGAGACCAAGUUUCUAGGGGCAAAAAGCGUCCAAAUCCAUCGACUGCAUUGGCAUUAGUGGAUCCAAGAAUGAGAGUGGAUAUUGUUGAGAGAUUGCGGCAUUCUGCUCCAAUCAGACAGUCAGAAGCUCCGCUAUGCAGACCAUGGGAUCGAGGAGACCUUAUGAGGAGAUUGGCCACAUUCAAGUCUAUGACGUGGUUUGCAAAGCCAAAGGCUGUGAGUGCAGUAAAUUGUGCUAGGAGAGGUUGGAUCAAUGUAGAUAUGGACAUCAUAGCCUGUGAAGCAUGUGGAUCUCAUCUUCUUUUUUCUACACCUUCAUCUUGGAUGCAGCAGCAAGUUGAGAAGGCCGCCUUGGUAUUUAGCUUGAAGCUGGAUAAUGGACACAAAUUACUCUGUCCAUGGAUUGACAAUGCUUGUGAUGAAUCAUUGGCACAGUUUCCCCCCACAACACCUCCGGUUUUAGUUGAUGAACUGAAAGGACGUUUGUCUGCUCUCCUGCAGCUUACGGCUCUUCCAAUUGUUUCAUCUUCAGCUGUUGAUUACAUGAGAAGCACUCAACUGGAAGAAUUUCUUAGACAAUCUUCAGUUCUCGAGAAUGAAAACUCAUCUUUGAAUGUCUGCCAAAUAGAAUGCCUUGAUGACGAAGGUGAAGCUGAUGCUGCAAAGUUGUAUUUUCAGGCACUAAAGCUCAUAGGUUUAUGCGGCUGGGAACCACGUCCUUUACCUUAUAUGGUCGACUGCAAGGACAGACCAAAGCACUCACUAAAAGAAGCAGAUAUCGUUAUUUCUCAGGUAGUUGAUGAUGGACAGAAUGUCAGCAUGAGUAGCCAUGCUGCUGGUACAGAUGAAACUACGGUGGCAAGUGAAGACUCCAGUUCUCUUUGUGGACAACAGACUGAUCCAAAGUCUGUUGUUUUAGAUUGUAGGCUUUGUGGAGCCAAUGUGGGAUUGUGGAUCUUUUCAACACUUCCUCGUCCUCUUGAAUCAUUCAGAUUAGUUGGUUUUACAGAAGGCAAUGGUGCAAACAAUACUGAAAUUCAUGAUACAGACAGCGAGAAUCAUGUUGACAAGAGCAUUGCUAUCGUAAAUACUACAAAUGGUGCAUCAUCAUCAAUGGAGAGACUUUCAAAUUUCAAUUUGACUAUUGCUGGAGGUCCUCCACCCACAAAACAGAACUUCAAAGCAACAAUUUCCUUCCCUGUUCUUGGCCGGAACCUAAGGGCCAGGCUUUCCUAUGAUUCUAGUUUUAGAGACCGUACGAAUAAGAGUAAAGAGAGCAUCCAAUCUGGUCCCAAGAAUGAUAGUUCUAUUCAGAUGGUAAAAGACCGCGAAGAAUGCAAUUUUAGUGAAGUUGAUCAAAAUAGCCAAGGAUGUAAUGAGAAACAGUAUAGAAGUUAUACACCCACCGAUGGAUCCCUUUGCUUGAACCACAACAAUCGUGAGAAUGGUGCUACUAGUACCAAUGAAAAUAAUGAGCACAUAUUGUUGGAAGGAAACAAUGUGAAUGGACGUGGAAGCUUGCCUGAAAUUGUUACACAUGAUAGUAUUAUGGAAAAACAGACAGAGAGCACACAUGGUAGGGUACCAGAAUUUGAUCAAAGGGAUAGGUUACCCGAAAAUGCAGAAAAUGGAUUGGUUCAUUCAGCGGUAGAUGAUUCCGGCAUUUUGCAGGUUUCAAGAACAGAUGUAUCAUGCAGUGCAGAUGUUUCUUCAGUUAGCCAUCUAGAGUCUUCAAAUACCCCUUCUUACUUGAAAGCCAAUGGAAAUGUUGAUAUUGGACCUACCAGUGUAUCAAGUGAAGGAAAGAAUCCAAAGCAACUCCCAUCAGAUCAGUUAAUGGAGUUUGAUCUAAUCAGGCAGCACAGACAUUUUUGCCCCUGGAUUGCAUCUGCUGGCAAUGCAGCUCCUGGUUGGCAACAGACACUAUCUGCUGUGCAGCGUCAGAAAGACAAUUCUCACUCUUCACCAACUACUACUUCAUCGCCCUCCUUAAUUCAGUUGGAUGAUCCCAUUACUUCAGUUAGAAGGCUUUUUGCUUCUCCAUCUGCAAAAAGAAUAAGGCCAACCCAUGGAUCAAGCUGAAGUUCAGUCUACGCCAUUGAUUGAUUUGAGUGGGGUGUCGGUAAGUCCUCACAAUUUUCCACCAAUGGCUGAAAUUGGAAUUCUCUCCAUUCGCAGAUGUUUUGAUGUGUAGCUUCCAAUAGAUGAUUUACUUAAUUUACCAUGUACUCUUUUGAAACCCAUGGGAACUAUAUGUAUUACAGUGAUGAGGUCUAGAACUAGAAUUUCCUACUAAUACAGCAAAAGGCCUCUCAA